This is a messenger RNA of Morone saxatilis (striped sea-bass), 2292 nucleotides long. It is a transcript of the gene b3gnt7l, whose product is annotated as UDP-GlcNAc:betaGal beta-1,3-N-acetylglucosaminyltransferase 7, like. NCBI's taxonomy places the organism in Eukaryota, Metazoa, Chordata, Actinopteri, Moronidae. Gene Ontology annotation, molecular function: hexosyltransferase activity. The record is from RefSeq and is a predicted model, not a curated record. Bases 346 to 1581 code for a protein of 411 amino acids. The transcript has a single exon. Gene Ontology annotation, cellular component: membrane.
AUUUAGAAGGGGGGGGGUUCUGGGAAAAGGAGAGAGAGGUCUCCUGCAGCAGGUCUCCAAUCAGUUUGUGUAGACACAGAGGACGGAGGAGAGGAAGCCCGGGGACAUGCUCCGUAUCCUUCAUCGUUCCCCCGCACCCAGAGGCGACGCAUGACUCCUGAGUGCCGUCAUGGGCAAAAGAGGCCCCGGGGCCACUUCAAUGUCAGCGCACUCACGUAGCAGAGGACGCUACCUCUGGUGUCCAAAAGAGCAGGGGCGGCGGUGGUGGACUCCAUCACAGUUGUGAAACACUAUGAAGGCAAAAGGUACAGCGUGUGAGGGUCUCUGGGCGCCGCAGUGAGAGCCAUGGAUCACCUUUUCCGGAGGAAGCGGGUCGGUCUGCUGAAGCCCCUGCUGAGUCUGUCUCUAGUCUUCGCCUCUUUCCUCAUGAUCCACAAGCUGAAACUGGCAGAGAAGGACGGAGUGGGGGUUAAACACGCCAGGGAGACCGGCUGGUGCGGCUCUGAGUGUUUUUCAUUCAAGAAGGGGAUCGUGAAAAACAGUUUGGGGAGCUCGGAGUCUCCGGCGCCAAGCAACGAUUUGGACGCGCAGCGGGUCUCCAAUGUGACCCCGGCUUCCUGGGACGCACAGGUUCUCAACUGCAGCGAGGACGCGUCGGUGAGGACCCAGGACUGGUUCCGACGCUUGGACCCGAGGUUUCACCAGUUCGUCCUGCACAGACACUGCAGGUACUUCCCCAUGCUCAUCAACCACCCGGAGAAAUGCGCGGACGGAGAGGUGCACCUCCUCAUGGUGGUCAAAUCCGUUAUCGAGCAGCACGACCGGCGGGAGGCGGUGCGCAAAACCUGGGGCAAAGAGCACACGGUGGAUGGGAAGAAAAUCAAAACUUUAUUUCUUUUGGGGAGCCCGACAACCGGCAAAGACACCAAGAACCUCCAGAAACUGAUCGAGUACGAGGAUCGGAUCUACGGGGACAUCCUCCAGUGGGACUUUAUGGACACUUUCUUCAACCUGACCCUGAAGGAGGUCAACUUUCUCAAGUGGUUCGACAUCUACUGCUCCGGGGUGCAGUUCAUAUUCAAAGGAGAUGACGAUGUGUUUGUGAACACGCGCAACCUGCUGGAGCUCAUCGGCUUCAAGGUGGAGGAGCGCAAAGAAGCAGACCUGUUUGUGGGGGACACCAUCUCCAAGGCGAUCCCGAUCCGAAACCGGCAGAGCAAAUACUACAUCCCCAAAGAGCUGUACGAUAAGCCAUAUCCCCCUUAUGUGGGAGGUGGGGGGUUUCUGAUGUCCUCCCAGCUGGCCAGGAGGCUCUUCGUGGUCUCGGAGGACCUGGAGUUGUACCCGAUUGACGACGUGUUUUUGGGGAUGUGCCUGCAGAAGCUGCACUUGGCCCCUGAGUUGCACCCUGGCUUCAGGACCUUCGGCAUCGCCAGGCGCAGGGUGAGCCCCAUGAACAGCGAGCCCUGCUUUUAUAAAAACCUGAUCGUGGUGCACAAGCUGAGCGCGCAGGAGCUGCUCAGGAUGUGGAGCGUGGUGCACAACGCAGAACUGAUAUGCGCUCAAAAGACCUCCAUAUGAUUGUCAGUGAAUCAAUUCCCCUAAAGCCGAACUGGCAGCCGGGAUACGUAGAAGACCAUCGUAGAUCGUGAUCUUUGCUGAUUUAUCAUAGCAAACAGCUGUGAUACAAACAUGUAUGUUUUCAUCCAAACUGUUUUUAUUCAGUCAACUUUUCAAUGUUCACUAAUUUGAGCUUUUUCUAUAUGUCAGAUUAAAAAGGUUGGGUUUCCUCUCCACUAGUCCUCCUGAUACUUUGAUUUUUUUUUUCCAUUUUGUGAAACCACUACCACACAACUCCACACUGUGCCAGCGUCCCAGGAAGGUGUGUAGGUUCCUGAUUCUUGGUGCCAUUUCAGCUUGGUGUUCGUCAAUGUUCAUCUGUGAUCAAGUGUGGAUGUAAGAUACAUGGCUGUGAUGGUUUUAGUGCGCGUUUGUGCAGGCAUAAAUAAGACUUGACUUGUUGCAUCCAGGUGUUCCUCUCAAACUGCUGAUUUUAUUGUCAAUUUCUGAUUUUAAGUUAACGACGUUGGACUCUCAGCACAAAACAAACAGCUGCCUUCAUGGUGGAGUGAUGACUCUGUAGGGUACUGACAUUGUACAAAUCAAAUGAUUAGAUUUUUUUGUAAGUUAAUAUAUUAUGUUAUUCCACCUUUUAUUUUUGAAGUGUUAAUUCAUUUCUGUAUAAUUUCCAGAAGCAGGCCAGAAACCAAAGAAACUAAAUGGCUGUAACAC